Contarinia nasturtii (swede midge) is the source of this 1618-nucleotide messenger RNA. RefSeq names its product protoporphyrinogen oxidase (gene Ppox). Lineage: Eukaryota; Metazoa; Arthropoda; Insecta; Diptera; Cecidomyiidae. Gene Ontology annotation, molecular function: protoporphyrinogen oxidase activity, oxygen as acceptor. Bases 116 to 1564 code for a protein of 482 amino acids. Gene Ontology annotation, biological process: heme biosynthetic process. Gene Ontology annotation, cellular component: mitochondrial inner membrane. The record is from RefSeq and is a predicted model, not a curated record. The transcript has a single exon.
GUUGAAUUCAAUCGAAUCGAUCUGUCAUAACAAACUCAGUUGUUAUUCUAACCAAACAAUUAAUAGGUGCUGUAAUUUAGAGUGCAUAAGAAGAAAAGAAUAAACAUUAAAAAAAAUGACAAUUGUCCUUGGCGGUGGAAUAAGCGGUUUAUCGGCCGCAUACUAUUUACUCAAACAAUCGAAAGUAUCGCAUGCUCCGAAAUUGUUUGAAGCAAGUCACCGAUUUGGUGGAUGGAUUAAAACUGAUGUGUCAUCAAAUGAUCGGAGAGUUCGUUUUGAAUGCGGCCCAAGAACGAUUCGACCAAAAGGUGUCAAAGGAUUGAAUACGCUUCAAUUGUGUUCAGAGCUUGGUUUGAAUAACGACGUAUUGCCAAUUAAAUCAUCGCAUCCGGCGGCCAAAAAUCGAAUGUUGGUUGUCAAUAAUGAAUUGUGUAUGUUGCCAUCAACGUUGGCUGGUGCAUUUAAAACUCUUCCGCCAUUCACACGACCAUUAAUUUAUGGUUUUUAUCAUGAUUUCAGGCAUAAAUACACAGACAAGCCAUUAAUGGACGAUACCAUUUACAAUUUUACUGAACGUCGUUUUGGCAAGGAGAUUGCCGAUUACCUUAUAAGUUCCAUGAUUUGUGGCAUUUGUGCGGGCGAUGCAAAAGAGAUUAGUGUGAAAUUUUUACUCAAAGAUCUAUUCGAUUAUGAACAGAAACAUCAAAGUGUUUUAAUGGGAAUUUAUAACAAAAGUCUAGAGAGAAUAUUACAGAAAAAUGUCGCAACAUCGCCAACAAAUAGUGAACCAAUUCAAAAUUGUGAAUUGGUUAAACAAUCGAUUACACAAAAAUGGAGUAUUUAUUCAAUGAAUGAUGGUUUGGAGAAAUUGCCAAAAACAUUAUCGGACCAUUUAAAAUCAAACGGAGUGGAAUUGAAUACGAAUGCAAAAUGUGAAAAUAUUGAAUUUGGAACGAAUGGAGCAAAUGUCACGAUUAAUGGCAAGAGCUAUGAGACCGAUCAAUUGGUUAGCAGUUUGCCGGCUUUUGAACUUGGAAAAUUGGUGAAAAAACAACAUCCACAACUGGCUGAUGAGUUGCUUGCUAUUCCAUAUGUCGAUGUGGCCGUUAUAAAUUUACAAUAUUCCGGAAAUAAAAAUUUACUGAAAACACCGGCCUUCGGAUUUCUAGUUCCACCCGCACAGAAUUUACCAAUUUUGGGUGUACUCUUUGAUAGUUGCUGUUUUGAUAUGGGCGAAAAUACCGUAUUGACGGUUAUGAUGGGCGGUAAAUGGUUUCAUGAACGUUUUGGCAACGGCAAUGAACAGGAUUUGUACGAAAAAGCAAUUGAACAAAUUCAACGAAUUUUAAAAAUUGACCAACGUCCCGAUGCAUUCAAAGUGCACAUUUUGAGACAAUGUAUUCCACAAUAUAUUGUUGGACAUUUUGAUCGAAUUGAUCGAAUCAUGCGAUACAUUGAACAAAAUAAAUUACCAUUGAAAGUAUGCGGAACAGCUUAUGACGGUGUUGGUGUAAAUGAUGCAAUUUAUUCAGCCAAAAUGGCAAUCGAUUCAAUUAAAAAGUAAUCGUUUCUUUUUUUCAAUGUAUUGGAUAACAUUUUAAUAUAUAACAUACAUAUU